Molecule: messenger RNA, 4390 nt
Organism: Linum trigynum
Lineage: Eukaryota; Viridiplantae; Streptophyta; Magnoliopsida; Malpighiales; Linaceae
Source: the annotation of a GenBank genome assembly
CGGAUUGUCGUCGGUAUAUUACCGGGUAUUAUCCGGCAUACCGUUAUGCCAAAUAACACCAUCGGUAUCCGAUAUGAUAUCCAGUAAUACCGAAUACCGGUUUACCGAUUACCACCCCUAGCAGCCAUGAAAACCGCUCCUUCGAAGAGCGUUUUUCCCAAAAAAACACAAACCGUUUGUCUGUCAGGCAGUUCCAUGGUAAACCGCCGCCUGGGUGGGCGGUUUCUGUUUUAACCGCCCCUGAGUGGAGCGGUUUUUAAUAAAUAGUGGUAGAUUUGGAAUUUUUUCGGAAUGGGUGGUAUUUUUAUAAUUUUUUUAAAAUAGUGGUAGUUUUGGUUUUCCCCCUAUUACUCCCGUCUUAACUACCCAUAACAACGUUGUUGUUGCUGCUGCUACUGUCCCUAUCUCGUGGUCUCGAUUGCAGACGUCAUCAAUAGCGGCAGCAGUGGAGCCAGGCUAGGCAACCCUAUCUUCCCAAUCCUCGCUGCCCAUCGUCCCUAUCUAAUGAUUGUUAUCAACGCCGAUCAACCCCCUGCCCGAUUGGGGCUUAAGCGAGUGGUGGAGGUCAUGGGAGCGAAGCAGCGACAACAUCUGGUUCAUCAUCAUGUUUUGUGCAGAUGAUGGUGCCGUCGCCGACAAACCCAAUUGGAAAUUCUCGAUGACGGAGGAAUUGUUUGGAAGAUCACCGUUACUGUUGGUAUUAUUAGUAUUGGAUGAAUGGGAGGGGAAUGGUGAUGGGUUAUGAAGCUUGUGGGCGGAGGGGUGGAGAGGAUAGAUGGAGUCGAACCCCCGGAGAGCAGAGGAGGAGCCGAAGAGGUUUGCGAUUGAUUUAGAGAUUCCCGAAUCUUGAAAAUUUGGGGUUUUGAAUUUAUUUUUUGUUUUAUUGUUAUUAUUAGAAAGGAAAAUGAAUACAAAAAUUUAAAAAUAAAAAUUUUUAUUUAGUGUUCACUUACGUGACAAGUGAACUGACAAUUGACUAACGGUCAAUGGAGUUGACCGUCCAAUUUGACGGUCAAAUCAGGCUCCAAGCCAAGUUAGAAAGUAUGGUACAUAGUUCGGGCCAAAAGAGCAAUUUUGGAAAUCAUGGGCCAAAAUAUAAAAUUUGUGUAUAAUUUGAGCCAAACUUAGGUACUAACCUUAAAUUUAACUAUUAAAUUAAAAAAUCUGAUAAAAAUAAUUAAAAAAUACACACAAUCCCCUAAAUCCUAAUAAUCCACUAACUUGCAAGAUAUUAAUCAGCUAACAAAAACUGGAAGAAAAUUAUUAAUUAACAAAUUCUGUUGAGAGUAGGUUUAUGUGUCUAAGCAAGCACUUUUAGUCAAUUCGGGUUGCGGGUCAGGUUGAUCGGGUUGGAUUCUAUUUUGACACCUAUAGUGGUUUGGCAAUUAAACCACUAACCAUACCGAAAAUGUGUGGCUAGUGGUUAACCGCAAACAAAAAAAGCUAUUUUGUGGUCGCGGUUAGCAAUAUUGCAUGUUUUGCGGUUUCCAGGUUAACCGCAACCGAACAAUAGGUAACCAUAAUUAACCGAUUACUAACGCGGUUACCUGCUGUUAGCCAUGACAUAGUGGCACAACCACAUACCAAAAUGUCCACAAACCAUCAGAACGGUUAGUAACAUGGUUAACCGCGGGUAACCGCUUACGGUGCUGUUGCAAUUGGUAUAUAUCAAUAUAUGACUCUGUUUUGAUUGCAAUUAACCGCAAAUUUUGAUGAAAUCAACCGCAACCACACCGAUUCGCAGCCCUACCCGGUUAAGUCUCAUCAACAACCAUAAUUGACUCAACAUUGAUCUGACCGUCCGAUUUUCCCAGUACCAGUACCGGGACGGUUCUCGGUUGUGUUGUGUAAGUCCUACUCCUACUCGGCCUUUAAAAACUCAUAUUAUUAAUUAAUUAUUAAUCAACCAAGGGGCGAGAUCUCGUCUCCAAUCAUCGAUCGUCCUACUCCUUCCUUUGGAAAUUUCUCAGCCAAGCCCAAGAUAUCGUGAAAAGAAAAGACUACCCGAUUCUUUCUGGAGGGUAAGUAGCUCUGUACACGAUUGUCUCCGUAGAGCUUUUCAAGCCUUUCGCGCGCAGUGGCGGUAGAGGUAUGUUUGUCUAGUUUCUUGAUGGACUGCAAAUCGGGGGUUUUGAGGAUAUAUUUGUUUGUGGUUUAAAUCUGUCGCUCUGCGUAUUUUGCCCGGGAUCUAAAGGGCCUGGGGCUGCCAAUUGCCAUUGUUCUUAAUCGGUUUCCCAGCAAUUGUCGGUGCCCUUGCGGGGGUUUGCUAAAUGGGCGAGUAGGUUUGUUAAAUCUCAAAAUGCAACUAGACUAGAAUGUGGUUCUUGAUUCUGCACUAAAAAAGGGAAUGUGCGAUUUUCGCUUUAUCUGCUGUCACAAUCAUGUUAGUGGAAAGUAGCUUUCGAAGAAUGUGGUUUGACUCUUACUGGGAACGAUUUCAAACAUUUGCGCAAUUCCCAUUUACUUUGGCCUGUUUUGAUAGCACUGAGAAUCUGAGAUUGCCACGGUACUUAUGAACUUUGGGCAUUUGGGAUCUCUCUCUCUCUGCUUUGCUCUGUUCAUUAUGUAACUUACUCUUUGUUUAGAAAGUGAUGGCAAGAUUCUGUUUCUUUUAGUGUUGCUAAUUAAAAAAGCUGGCUGCUUUUACAUGUUGCCAUUCUCAGGACUUGAUUUUGAUAUUAGCAACUUUUCGAAUGCAGAUAAUGAAAGGAUAGCUUUUUUUUUUUUUUAUGGUAGCCUGGCUGAUUGGAUCCUUCUUUGCCCUUAUCAUAUAUUAUGUUAUUCUAUUAUGUCAAGUAGCUGGGGGGCAUGAUUUUUUAAUGUCGCGGUGGUUAAUUGCAGGCUUCUUAUUUUGAUAUUUACCAUCUUCUCGAGGCAGAUAAAAGAUCAGUUGAAGAUUCCCCACUUGUUUCCUCUCCUUCAGACGCACCAUGCUUAAGGUUCCAGAGCAUCAGGUUGCUGGCCAUCAAGCCCUCGACGGGCACCUGGGUCCCCUCAUAGAUGAUUCAGGGCGCUUCUACAAACCUCUGCAGAGUGAUGAACGUGGCUCCAAGGAAAUGUCAUUCUACACGUCAUUUUCUUCCAACACAAGGAUUCCAGAACACAUCAGGAGGUUCUUCCCGGUCUUCCAUGGCACUCAACUUGUAGAGGCAUCUGAUGGAUCUGGCAGGAAACCCCACCUUGUCUUAGAAGAUAUCACUUCAGGUCACUCCAAACCCUGCGUCAUGGAUAUUAAGAUCGGUUCAAGAACAUGGUACCCACAGGCUUCUGAGGACUACAUUCAAAGGUGCUUUAAGAAAGAUAGGGAAACCAGCAGUUUGUCUCUGGGGUUUAGGGUAUCCGGGUUGCAGGUAUAUGGUAACAAAGAAUCUGAAGUUUGGAAGCCUGAGAGGAAAGUUGUUAAGAGGGUAACUGGUGAUAAAGUUAGUGUUUAUGGCGGUUCUACUGGUAUCUUGGCCCAGUUGCUGGAGCUGAAGGCAUGGUUUGAGGAUCAGACCACCUAUCAUUUCAAUUCUUGCUCGGUUCUCAUGCUGUACGAGAAGAAGUUACUUGGGCCAAAGGAAGGAGGGAGUACUGCUGCUGAAGUCAAGCUCGUCGACUUUGCUCAUGUCACUGAAGGCAACGGUGUUAUUGAUCACAACUUCUUAGGAGGGCUGUGCUCGUUGAUAAAGUUUAUCUCUGAGAUCCUUACCAACCCAGAUGAACACUCUCCCAGAACUUGCUUGCAGGACUCGGAUAAGAAUGAUUUUCCCACCGAAAAUGGUGCUGCAGAAUCAAAUUAGCACUUUUAGUGGGUAUGGUUUACGUCCUAAGCGUAUCAUGUUUUUAGCUUGGCUUUGGUUUCUUACUUGUGACCUUGAUGUGUUGAUGAACUUCCAUUAAAGCAAGAGGAGUGUAGAUGAUUAGUCAAACUGUUGUCAUUUGAACAGAACUCAUUUACUUCUGACUCAUAUUUUGCCUAUGUCAAGUUACCAGUUGGAAUUUUGCUGCUGAUUUACACAGCCAAUGGAGGAAAUACUCGUGUUACCGCAGUUUUGGGAUGAAAGUAAAGGCAAGGAUUGAGUACAAUUCCAACAAAGUACAAAGGUGACCCAGGAAAUGGACAUCAUGGCUUUAAAAUAUAUUCCACAGGGUUUAUCUUAAUCACCUUUUACAAAUGAAGUGAACAGAGCAUUGAAAAGUCUUCUACAAUGUUGCUACUUCAAGUUAUGAGUCGCAUUCAAUGAAACCUAGUUGCUAUUUUGCUUCCCUCAUAUGGCAAGUAAAAGCUAGGGAUUCUGGCAAAUUUUCAAGCUCCUGACAGCGACUGGUAGAUCAAAGAGCAGUAUCAGUGGGGAAUAACAAUCUUUGAACAUCAGGAAUCUAAGUCUAUUAAAAACCUGGCUUUAUC